This is a messenger RNA of Ceratotherium simum simum (southern white rhinoceros), 942 nucleotides long. It is a transcript of the gene OR9A2, whose product is annotated as olfactory receptor family 9 subfamily A member 2. The record is from RefSeq and is a predicted model, not a curated record. NCBI's taxonomy places the organism in Eukaryota, Metazoa, Chordata, Mammalia, Perissodactyla, Rhinocerotidae. Gene Ontology annotation, molecular function: olfactory receptor activity; G protein-coupled receptor activity. Gene Ontology annotation, biological process: G protein-coupled receptor signaling pathway. Gene Ontology annotation, cellular component: membrane.
AUGAUGGUCAACCACUCCAGGGCCACUGAAUUCUGCCUCCUAGGCUUCCCUGGGUCCCAAGAACUACAUCACAUUCUUUUUGCUAUAUUCUUUUUCCUCUAUUUGGUGACAUUAAUGGGGAACAUGGUCAUCAUCAUGAUUGUCUGUGUUGACAAACGUCUGCAGUCCCCCAUGUAUUUCUUCCUUGGCCACCUCUCUGCCUCGGAGAUCCUGAUCACAUCCAUUAUCAUCCCUGUGAUGCUUUGGGGGUUGCUGCUUUCUGGGAUGCAGACAAUAUCUCUGCCUGCAUGUGUUGCCCAGCUCUUCCUGUACCUUGCUGUGGGGACCACAGAGUUUGCGUUACUGGGAGCAAUGGCUGUGGACCGUUACGUAGCAGUCUGUAACCCUCUGAAGUACAACAUCAUUAUGAACAGCCACACCUGCUUCUGGGUAAUGGUGUCAUGGGUAUUUGGGUUUCUUUCUGAAAUCUGGCCAGUCUAUGCCACAUUUCAGUUUAGUUUCUGCAAAUCAAAUUUGUUAGAUCACUUUUACUGUGACCGAGGGCAACUGCUCAAACUGUCCUGUGGUGACACUCUUUUCACAGAGUUUGUCCUUUUUUUAAUGGCUAUUGUCAUUAUCAUUGGUUCUCUGGCCCCGACAAUUGUCUCCUACAUCUACAUCAUCUCCACCAUCCUUUAGAUCGCCUCAGCCUCUGGCCACAGGAAAGCCUUCUCUACGUGUGCCUCCCAUUUCACCUUUGUUGUGAUCGGCUAUGGCAGCUGCCUGUUCCUCUAUGUGAAACCCAAGCAAACUCAGGCAGCUGAGUACAAUAAGAUAGUUUCCCUGCUGAUUUCUGUGUUGACUCCUUUCCUGAACCCUUUCAUCUUCACGCUCCGGAAUGACAAAGUCAAAGAGGCCCUUCGAGAUAGUAUGAAAUGCUGCUGUCAACUCCUCAAGGAAUAA